CAGAUGGAGUGCCUGCUGAGGUGCAUGCAGGAUCAGGAGACGGGCGUCACUGUGAGGAACGUGAAGAUAUUCAUGAACAAAAUACCAAGCGUAUUCACUGGUUCAGACGUCAUAAACUGGAUGUCAAGGAACUUGGACUGUGACGACGCAAACGAUGCCCUCCACCUGGCACACCUGCUGGCCACCCACGGGUACAUCUUCCCGAUCGAUGAUCACGUGCUUACCGUCAAAAAUGACAACACUUUCUACAGAUUCCAGACACCAUGCUUGUGGACGAGUGCUUGCAUGGAACCUGACGAAACUGACUACGCUGUCUACCUGUGCAAGCGGACUAUGCAGAACAAACAGAGGCUGGAGUUGGCAAACUUCGAAGCUGAGAAUCUUGCAAAACUGCAGAAGUCGUUGGCGCGCAAAUGGGAGUUGAUUUAUUUGCAGGCUGAAGCACAAGCUAAAGUGGACAAGAAGAGGGACAAGUUAGAUCGGCAGAUACUGGACAGCCAGGAGAGAGCCUUUUGGGAUGUCCACCGACCCGCACCCGGAUGUGUGAACGCAACGGAGGUAGACAUCAAAAAGACGUGCCGCACGCUGAAACAAGUGAAAACGUUCAACAAGGUUCGUUCCUCUUUUUUCAUUUCAUGGCUGUCUCUCUCUCUCUCUCUCUCCUCUCUCUCUCUCUCUCUCCCUCUCCCACACAAACACUAUGUUUUUAGACAUUAUGUCGAACAUCUGAGGAGGCUUCUCGACCGGCGGAGAAUAAAAAUCUCAAAAUCUGCAGAAAGUUAUAUGUCGUAUUACGAGCUGUACAAAGAGUUUGAUGCAUUUGUGACUUCGUUGGAUCCUUCAAACCCCUGGCUAUCCGACAGCACUGAACUCUGGGAACAGGAAACUACACUGAAAGAAAUUCCCCACCGACAAGUGAAUAGGUGGAGUUUUUCCAUCCACGAGCUUUUGAAGGAUUCUGCUGGCAGGGAACACUUUAUGCAGUUCCUUGAGAAAGAAUUCAGUGCCGAAAAUUUGAAAUUCUGGGAGGCCUGCCAGCAAGUAAAAAAAGUUCCGCUGAGCUUAGUUGAGGAGACUGUCAGGGGCAUUUACAACGAAUUCCUAGCACCAGGAGCUAUAGAUCCGGUCAAUGUUGAUAGCCACGUAGCUGAUAUAGUGAAACAACGAAUCGAGCAAAAAAUAGAUCGAUACUGUUUGGAUGUGGCAGAGGAGCACAUCUACAAGUUGAUGAAGAACGACAGUUAUAAUCGAUACGCAAGAUCGGACAUGUACAAGGAGCUGAUGACCAGAGCCAAGAAAAAAGUUUGUGGGGAUGAAUGA
Molecule: messenger RNA, 1320 nt
Organism: Helobdella robusta
Lineage: Eukaryota; Metazoa; Annelida; Clitellata; Rhynchobdellida; Glossiphoniidae
Exons: 14
Coding region: 4-1320 (438 amino acids)
Biological process (GO): G protein-coupled receptor signaling pathway; regulation of G protein-coupled receptor signaling pathway; intracellular signal transduction
Source: RefSeq, a predicted model, not a curated record